AUGGCACAGACUCGCGGCGAAAGAUCGUUUUCUUUUCACAACCUUUUGAAGAUGCUCCUUUCAUCAAACUCGUCCACCACCCCGGCCCACGAGGAGGCCGAAAUGGCCGAGGACGUCGAUGAACCCCCCGAUCACAUCAUGCACGCCACCCACAUGAACUCCGACCAGAUCGUCUUUGCGCGGCCACGCGUGGAGCGGAAGGAAUCUCUGCUCACGCGCGCGUUGAAGAGCAGCCCCGAAAUGUCCCCCAGCGACCCUCACACCUCUAUGCAUGACUCCUACAUGUACCGAUCCUACCCUCACAGCAACAUCAGUGGCAUCUCCACAGCCGAACUCACCAGCGAUGGUGGCCUCACGAGCCCGUCUCUAUCCAACACACCCAGCCCGCCUUUGCCUCCUCAAAUGAUGGGAAAGGCAGCAAUGAUGGAAAGGAAGGAUUUGACACCCAAAGUCAAGGUCGUUGACUCCAGUGAGACGACUGUGGAAGCCAACCUGGGCCGCAAGCGUUGCAUUAGCUUCGCAUGUGGCCGUAAGACAGAUGACCAACCGAAAACACCCGUAUCACCCUCUGAGUCACAAACACUUCCGCCACCGAAAGAGGGUCCCGAGGAGGAGGCCCCAAUCCCGGAGAUCAAGCGCCGGACGACCCUGACUUUUGUGUGCCCGGGACGUGAGACUAUCAGCCAGAGGACCCGUUCUCCAGCUCGCAAGAACAUAUUCCAGUCACGUUGCCGCGGCUCCCCUGCUCCUGCUGCCCGCAAGCCCUCCGUCGAGAAGUCACCCAAGCAAACUCCUACGGAAGAGUCCGCUUCUGGAUCCACCAUUCGCACAGGUGUCCCGACUAGUGGGCUGGGAAAGUUUGAAGAAUCAGAAGCUACUCGCUUCCACGAGUUUGCUAGCUCCUUGGAAGAAGACGAUGAGUGGGUGAUCAAGGAACCUACUUAUACAGAAAAGAUCACUUUGAACGACUGCAUGAAGAAAGAAAUUGCCAUCCGACGGCUUGGUGAACAGGCAGAGGAAGAAGCUCUCGAAGAGGAAGAAGAUGCGGAAGACAUCGCAGAUGAUGACUCAACGGUGCACGACUUUUCUUCCGACGACGGUAACGAGUCGGACAACGAGGCUGGAUUUGCGGAGUCGGAUGAGAGUGACGAUGAUGGUUCAGACUAUGAGUUCUGGGCUCCAUCGCUUGCUAUUCCGGAGCCUACCAUUCAACCUACUACCGAACCAAGAGAAACCCGCCCCGUCACUAUGGAACGCCGCGCCUCGAACAUCUCCUUUGACUCCAUGACGGAUGAUCACUCCAGUUGGCUUCCUGCUCCCGUUCAAAGACUCAACGCUCGUCGUCCUUCAAAAACCAAGAGCAUCAAGAUUCGCCCGAGAACUCCCAACCUACCUGAUAGUACCGACUUCGUCUGUGGAACUCUCGACGAGGACCGUCCCCUGGAAGCCGCCUACAAAUCUUGCCUGGAACAACGCCGCCUCUCGAAGCAAAUUCCUAUUCCUCAAGACAUCGACCCCAGUUUCCCUACCAGCGACCCCGAGGACAACGAGGACAUUGACCACUCUGACGAUGAUAUCUCCGACCUUCCUGUUGCGACUCACCGUGAGGAAACGAGAGGACGCCCAGAAGGAGAUGCCCGUAACCCGUCCCCUCUUCGCUCCCCCAAGCGUCUGAUGUCCCCGCCGCCUCGUCGAGCUGGCCGCACCUCUCCGAAGCGUUUCAAGUCUCCACCUCCUCGUGUGCGAGCCAAGUCUCCUACCCCGGCGAAGUGGGAAUUCGCAGAGGAUAUGCCUGUGGUCGAAUCUCCCGAAGGUCUCAACAUCAGCCACCUGGUUCAGCGACGUCCCCUGGUCCGCACAAAGUCUCUUCCACGCACCCCCAAUCCUUUCUUCACCGAUAUGGACAAGGACCACCGCUGGCAAGGAAUCCCACCCUGGACCGAAUCUCCUGAGCGCGAACAUUCUCGUACUCGCGAACUACACACUCGAGGCCCUGUCGACAUUGUCGAAGGUCUUGAGAAAAAGCGCCAGAAACGCAAAGAAAAGUUCUGGCGCCAACACUGCCGUAAAGCUGCCAAAGAGCAGAUGGGCAAACGCCCAGUCCCGGGCAAAGGAGCCGAACGGAUGAAGGAGCUUGGCCUCGAAGCUGCUGAGAGGUGCAGAGCUUAUGGCGUCGGUCAAGAUGCCCAGCUCGUCCUAUCCGUUUAG
Molecule: messenger RNA, 2208 nt
Organism: Penicillium canescens
Lineage: Eukaryota; Fungi; Ascomycota; Eurotiomycetes; Eurotiales; Aspergillaceae
Product: DUF2457 domain-containing protein
Exons: 1
Coding region: 1-2208 (735 amino acids)
Source: RefSeq, a predicted model, not a curated record